AUGUCAUCUGACGAUCUAGCGCAUUUCAACCGUCUGUCUAAAUCCAUCCAUGUCACCAACUCCACCGCCAACUACCUGCCAUUUACCAGUCCUCAGACUCGCCCGAGACAGAGUUAUCCUAUAAAUUUGUUCAACUUGCCUAAUAGGAUAAGCUUGGACGAACGCCAUGUUCAACUGACACAGCAUAAGGGUGCUGAAGAGAUACCCGUAUUUCAGUAUGAUCAUGCUACUAUGAGUGAUCCUAUUCUGUUUUCGGAAUCUAUGAGGGAAGCCGGUAAGCAGUAUGGAGCAAUUAAGAUCAUUAUGCCUGAAAGUUUUAAUAAUAUGGCAAGGACGAAUUUCCAGAUCAAUCCAGAUCUUUUCCAAUUUAAGACCAACCGUAUCUUGGCGAGCCCAAAAGAGAAUGAAAUUUUGACAAGGCUCCGAUUUUAUAACGAACUCAUAAGUUUUCAUUUAAAUGUGCAACGAUCUGAAGGUAUUGAUGGCACUCAGUCUCCAGCAGUACCAUUGAAACUGGAAGACGAUAUCGACAUUCCUUCUCAAGAAAGCACCGACGCUUCCCAGCCGAAAGAGGAAUCCCAGAAAUCUUCGAGAUCCAAAGUACCUCCUUUUUUGCAGAAACUACCCAUGAUGGAUAAGAGACCUUUGGACCUUUACGAUUUGUUUCGUCUUGUCGUAAUGAGAGGCGGCUACAACGAAGUCAUAAACAGAAAACUCUGGGCCCAGAUCGGCAGAGAGUUGGGCUACAAGGGUAAGAUCACAAGCAGUCUUAGUAGCUCGCUAAAGCUUUCUUAUGCGAAAAUACUACAUCCUUUAGAGGUGCACUUGGGGCCUAAAUGUGCUCAACUUGCCGGCUUGACCGACAUACCUGUAACUGUACCUGUGGGCGAAGAGCCAGCUGCAAAAAGAAGAAAGGUGGACCCGCUGUCGCCUCUUUUACUUGGCUCUGCAAAAGAAUACAGACGUUCAUUCCGUUCCAAGGCUAGCAAAGGCUUUCUUCUAAAUCAGCCUCAUUUGGUGGAUGUCAAACCUCCACUCGUUUUUUCCUCUCAACCAGAGAACGGCUCAAGCAAUGGUCCUGAGACUUCAGGCAAACCUCCAAAGGUUUCAUCUACAUGCUCACUUAACCCAUCUGCUCAGGUGAAUAGCUACCUAAAAUGGAUGGGUGUGAAUGCCACCAACCUCCAGGAUGCCACCAGACAAGAGCCAAACGGAAAGCUGGCAUCAAUUUACUCAUUACGCCAAUUCAUUGAAAAGGACUGCAAAUUCCAAGAAGUUUUGAUUUCAUCUAACCCUUCCAUGUUUGGCAUUAACGGCGAGAGAAAUGGCUCUUCGUCGCAUCAUAACCUUCCCACGCAUGUAAGUGGCUUUCAGAUCAGUGACGACUCGAGCCCCAUUUCUCCCCAAGGCCUAGAAGAAAUCUUCUGGCAGCGUGCAAGCCAUGAGGGUAUCGAUGAUAUUCUAGAUGGAUUAAAGAUCGAGAACGGCUUUUCUUUACCUCAUUUGGCCAACGGCUCAGGCUUCCUUCGAAUCGGAGACGACUUUACCAACUACAAAUCGCAUUUGAAUACAGUGAAUCAGCCAACUUCCAGCCAUCAUUCUUCAGGUUCUGAACCUUCAAGGAGCCAGGAGCAGCAUUCAACCACAAGCAGCAAAAACGGUACACCAACCCCUGUUGAUACAGCACCUUCUUCCAGACCUUCCUUUAAUGGUGAUACUUACGCUCCCUCUAACAGUGAGGCACUCAUUCUCAAUUGCCAACCGUACAUUUCCCGAACGAUAGGAAAUUCGUUAGCGCCUUUCAAUCUUCACAAUCUACCCACUUUGCCCAACUCUCUUCUUGGAGCAUUCUCGGCGCAUGAUAUCAACAAUAAUGACAUGCAUAACUCGCAUCUUAACGUGGGAAUGACUUUCAGUACAGAAAACUGGCACUGUGAAGACCAUUUUUUGCAAAGAUGCAGCUUCCACUUCUUCGGCAGGAGCAAAAGAUGGUACUUCAUUCCAGAGCUGGACUUUGCGAAAUUCGAAGAGCUUGUUAAAGAAGUCAAUUCCAAUAAUGCUGGCAAUGGAAAAGUUAACAUGAAUGGUCAACCUGAGAGCUGGCAGAUAUCCGAUCUUCUCAAGUAUCUCAACACAGAUAACGAUACUUUGAAUUUCGAAUAUGAAUGCCUUGUCAAUUCCCUAGAAAACAUGGUGAAUCCAUAUCCCGAAGUCCGUGCGUUCAUCGGUGACCCAGAGUUUCAAAAGAUCAUUGAUUUCCAGAGGAGCAAAAGAGAAGGCAUUUUCUACAAUCAGGAAUACUUCAUCAGCCCAGAAAUGCUUGAAAGUAGAGGAAUCCGUUACACAACUUCCUUGCAAAGACCAGGUGAAAUAAUCCUUCAAUACCCAAAAUCAUACUCGUCUUCUAUCUCCUUGGGAUUGAACAUCACGGAAGACGUGGACUUUGCAUCUAAGGGCUGGCUCGAUUAUGCAGAUGAAGCCGAAGAAUGGCUCAAGAAUCAAGGCAUCAUUCCUAACAUAUCGGUCUUCAAGCUUCUUAUUAACAUUGCCAGCUUGUAUGAAAACAACUGCGGCAGUUUCGACUUUGAUGUCUAUGACAAAGCCCUGAAAUGCUACGACAAGCUUCUUGAGAAAGAACUCACGCUCAGAAACAAGGUUAGAUCCAGAGUGAAGGUGAAGGAAAUCGUGAUAGAGGAAAGAAGCGCCCAUGACGCAGACAGCAUAGCCGACGAUAACUUACAAAACACUUUCCCUUCAAAGAUUCUUAUUACUAACACAAGGGAUUCGACGCAGUUUUCCAUGGCACUUGAAAGUUUCCUCGAGUAUAUGGAUGCAUUAGAAGCACAGAAACAGGGUACGCCUCAGUUUACCAUGGGUCUUCCUGACUUUAUAAAUUCUUCAGCUCAUAAGAUCGAACUUCAUGUUUUCUUAUCAGACGACCGUCUCAAGAACUACCAGAAAGUUCUUAGUGGUUACUCAAUUGAGUUCGAUGACUGGGUAUUGAACUAUGAGAAUGUCAUGCGUGAUGAAGAGGAAGUCUCCUUGAAAGUCUGUAAGAGUCUUCUCGGUGAUGGUCAGAAGAUACUUGCCGCCUUGUCGAGUGCUCAUCCACGGUUCAAGCGCUUUGUUUCUAACGGUUCAAGAGCUGCCGAGGAUGUUGAACGUGAACAGAAGAUGAAAGUCUUCAAAGGGUAUGUGGAGAAUCUUGACAAUUUUGUUACCCAUUGCAAUGACAUAAUCGAGGAGUGUCAAGCUGUGUUGUCUCUUAAGCAUCAACAAAGAAUUCGUGGAGCUGCCGAGACCACCUUACCGCAAGAACAGGAAAAACAGGGCAAGCUAACUACUUUGCUCGACCUUGCAAAUAAGAUCCCAAAGCUCAAUUUCUAUGCUCCCGAGUUUGAUCAAGUGCUUGAGUUUAAGAAUGAAAUCCAGAAUUUUGAUCGUGCUUGCAGAAACUUGAUCUCGAAGCCAAACGUACAGCAAUCAGAGUUAAAUGACAUGAUCAAUUUGGGAACAUCUUUUGGUAUUAAAUUACCAAUACUUGACUUUUUGGUUAGGCUUCGUGAUAGAGAAGUGUGGAUCAAAACGUUUGACGUAUUGUUUGAAGGUGGAGACCCUUUUGCUGGCAAAAAGGAAGUGUACUCAUUAUCUCACCUUCAAAAGCUUCAUGACGACGGUAUGCGUAUUCUUAGUGCAAACGAUUUGACGAAGCUUCAGCAGGUUGACAUUUAUCUCCAGGAAGGUAAAGCCUACGACGAUAAAAUCAACGGUUACUUGGAAGCCCAUAAGCAACUCAACAAUGUGAAUCUCGCUGAGCUUGAAACCUUGAUUAUUGAUAUGGAGGAAAGGGCAAAAGAACGAGGAGAAAAGAGACUUUUUGUCUUUAUGGAGUCAUACCAUAAGCUUGUUGAUUUGAAGGCCCAAACUCCGCUCAUUAAGUUUUUGCAGAAUUACAAAACGACUUCGCCAACAUUGUUUGUUGCUAAGCAGAUGAUUGCGGACUUGGAGAAGUCCAAGUAUGGCUAUGAGGAUUCUGAAAUCAAGAGUGAUCUUGGAAAAUCUCUUGAUUGGGUCGAACGUUUAUGGACAGCCUUAAAGAAGGUGAAAGCAUCUUUUGGAACUAGAUCUAAGCGUCUGUUUGACACUCAUUCGUUGAAACAUGCUGUCAAUACCGACUUGGUCAAGAAGCUUACUACCAUUCACAACAAACUUUCCACUAAUCUUUCGAACAAUGAUGUUGAUCCUUUUGAGCGGUCCGGUGGAUACUUGUUCUUGAAGGAUAUUGAACCUUCUUACGACGAAAGACUUCCCUUGCGUUAUUGUCUUUGUCGAGAAUUGGAAGAUGGCAUAAUGAUCGAAUGUGACCGUUGCCAUGAAUGGUAUCAUAUUUUCUGUGUCAAAGAGAAACUGGAAAUUGAGGAGAACGAGGAUAACUACGUGUGUCCAGCAUGUAUACUGUUGGAGUCUGAUGCGAUCUUAAAGGAAUUUGCAAAUGAAAAAGUAACUGACUUGAUUAUUGAUGAGUUUGUUAUUGCAGGAGAGGAUUUGAGAGUCAAACCUACCAGUGAACUUGAUGAGUUGAAGAGGCUCAAAGGUCAAAUGGAUGCUUUCAAAGCAGGUUUUAGCGAAAAUGGCUGGCAAGAUUCACAGACUGUACUUCUGGUACAUCGUGAAGCUUUUAUCUUCAGGAAGGUUUUCGGUGCUCCGGUAAUUAUUACUUCCAUCUACGAGAAGCUUCUGUCGUUCUUGAAAACUAACUCGAGUCUUUUUUCAGCACAAAGAGAUGAACGGUCGGUGCUGCCUGCUACGAACGGCGGUAUUGGGUCGGAAGGGUCUGAAGAAAAGAAGGAGCCCACGGAACAACCAGAAAUUGGAAAUGAUGGUCAAAACGGUGAGGCAGAACUAUCGGCAUCCAAACCAAUGGAAAUCGAGGAAUCAACAGAGAUCUCCCUGAGAGCGCUGCCUCAAACCGAAGGUAAUCAGCAGGGAUCAGAGUUUGGUCUUCCAGCAACAGAGCCUACUACCGAGGAAGCUGCAAACGCAGAACCUAGACUGGUGGACGAAACUCAUCUGGAUGUUCCAAUCGCAGAGGUUCAGAAACCAACGUACCAGUCACUUCCAGUACAAGGAAGACUUGAUUCAUUGAAGCACAUGUCCUUUUCGCUGCGUACCCCAGAGAUGGCCAGAGCUGAUGCGCCGGUACCAAGCAACCAAAGCCCUGCUGGUGAAAACAUCAAUGAAGUGCAAUCGCAACCAAUGCCUCAAAGUACCGAUAAUGGACAAGCUGCCUCUUCUACGACACCACCUCCCACAGAGUCAACUGUUCCAGAGCCCACAAGUGUUGCCUCUCCUCAGAGAAGUUCCGAAGCCCCUCUGGUAUCUGUCGAGAUCAAGAAAGAAACAACACCUGUGGAAGUACCUGUUUCGAAAGAUGAGAACCUCAUUGAUUUUGGUGCAUCGAAGUCUCCUGCUCCACAGCACGAAGUAAUGGUAUCGAAUAUCCUUGGUGAUACUACAAAAGAAGAAUCGAGUUCCCCAAAACCUGCUGAAGAUAAGGUCCAUGAAGAGGCUGACCAGGAAGUUUCUGCUAAACCUUUGCUGCCUGAACCAGCCGUGGAAAUUCCUGAAAUCCCAAGUGCUGAUGGUGAGACUCCUCUUGCUGGUUCCCAGGAGCCGAGCUUACCUUCUGCAUUGCCAGUUGAAGAGCCCCAACUGAGUGUACCUUCGGUAGAGCCAAAGCCACAGGAGCCAUUGCUUUCAGAGAAGAUAGAAGAGACGAGAAUUGAAGAGAAGACUGAAGAGCCAAGGACUGAAGAGCCAAGGACUGAAGAGCCAAGGACUGAAGAGCCAAAGACUGAGGAAGCAAAGACCGAAGAUCCAAAGUUAGAGCAACCAAGGGCUGAAGAGGAGACGGAAGAGAAGACAGAAGAGCCCAAUAUUGAAAGACCAAGCGUCGAGACGAAUAACGAGUCUUCCCAGGCUGACAUCUCUCAACCUGAUUCCCUUCCUGUUCCCGAGCCAGAAGCGAUUCCUCCACAAGAAGAACCUGCUGUUGCUGUGCCCUCUGUCCCUGCUUCAGUUCCUGAAACCGAUAGUUCUGCUACGCUUCCUACGCCAGAGCCAGUUGCUGUUCCUCCUGUUCCAGAGCAGCUGCAAACACCACUGGUUCCCGCACCUUCAGCUACUUCUGAGCCUGGCGACGAUACGUUCUUGGCCACCUUAAAGGCAGACUUCCCAGACGUUUCUUCUUACCCAGACACCACCUACAUUGACCAAUCGUUACCCUUCAUUCAGGAAAGCAGUGAACCUAAACAGGACAGUGCACAGCAGAACGUUUCUUCAGAGGCCCUUGGAGAUUUGCUUCUAGCCGAGCUUGGAGACGAAGAAGAAGCUUCAAAAAAGCCCGAAUAA
Candidozyma haemuli is the source of this 6411-nucleotide messenger RNA. RefSeq lists its product as uncharacterized. NCBI's taxonomy places the organism in Eukaryota, Fungi, Ascomycota, Pichiomycetes, Serinales, Metschnikowiaceae. Gene Ontology annotation, molecular function: DNA binding; histone demethylase activity. Bases 1 to 6411 code for a protein of 2136 amino acids. The transcript has 2 exons. Gene Ontology annotation, cellular component: nucleus. The record is from RefSeq and is a predicted model, not a curated record. Gene Ontology annotation, biological process: chromatin remodeling.